UUUCCGUUUUGCUAACCCGGAACUGUCUGGUUGGCAUAGGCAACGUCGCUACGGCCAAAGAAGGCCUAGAUUUUUACCAUUUUAAGAGAAGAAAUAUACCAAUAAAGAGAAACAAGUGCCGAGCAGGAGCAGGAGUUGGUUCCACCCAGAAAACGUCAGUAGAAGAGUAGAGGGCCAGAGACAUCCUGAUUACAGAAUGACAAGCUCAUCUACUCCCCGCAUGGUGAACACGUACAAGCGGACCUCCAGCCCGCGCUCCCCUACCAACACUGGAGACCUCUACACACCGGCACACGAGGAGAACGUCCGCUUCAUCCACGACACCUGGAUGUGUGUCCUGAAAGAAAUCAAGUCGCCCCAGAAUGAGCGUAACGAGCGCGGGCCGCAGGAGUAUGUGGAGAAGAACCCAAACCCCAACCUGAACUCCUUCACACCAGUUGAUCUGAGUGACCUCAAGAAGCGCAUCACACAGGACGCCAAGAAGUCUUAGUGCUCCUGCCAAGAGCAGCUUUGAGGCUUUUCCUUUCUUCCGCUGUCGCUCCUCCUCCUCCUCCUCCUCCUCCUCCUCCUCCUCUUCCUCACGCCUGGAAAGCUUCAUCCUCCUGUACUCGUCUGUCAGCCAAUCAGGUGUCGUCACUGGGCCGAGAUUCAGCCAGAACCAUCAUCCCCCUCUCCUCUCCUCUCCUCUUCCUCCUCCUCCUCCUCAUCGUCAUCAUUAUCAUCACCAUCAUCAUCAUCAUCAUCAUUAUCAUCGUCUCCGUCGUCUGGCGAAGGUCUGGCUGCUCAGGACGACUUCCGUUUCUCAACUACUCUGCCCACACAUACACACACACACACACACACAAGUGCGCACACACAAAGAUGCGAGCACACACAUGCAUACAGACACAUUUACAAAUACAUUCAAACAUAUGAAAAUAUGACACUUAUAUGCAUUUCUCCUAUAUAACAUUCAGAUGUGUACAUAUACACACGUACACAUGCGUACAUAGACACAUAUACACACACACUGUACACACACCAUCUCGGCUGCUGUGUGUGUGUGUCCAGACACACACCUCCAGUGGUUGGGUGUGUGUGGAGCGGGAGCGAGAGAGGGAUCAGGACCUGCACAUCUGCCUGCUGGGACUUAACGCUGUUUCCUCAGAGUCUUUUUUUUUUGUUUUCUUCCGGAUACUUCCAUUCGCCAUUCUUUUUUUUUAUUUUUUAUUUUUUUUUUUUUUUUUUGUUUAACUUUUUUUGGUUGCUACUGGUUUUAUCUUUUUAUUUUUUUUUUCGUCUUUCGGCUUGAUUUCUUUUUUUUUUUUUUUUUUGGAUAUCGGACUGAUGCUGACUUGCGGAGAAUCAGUGCAGACUUUCAGCUGGAGGAGGGUGCCCAAGAGCAGACUCUUGCAUCACAUGGAGAAAAGGACCGCAGUCUUGAACCACAAACUCUUGUUUCAUUUUUGAUCGACACGCGUUACCGUGGGGACUGUGCCGAAGGGCUGACCUAUUUGUGUUUAUUAUUGUUGUUGGGUUUUUUUUUUUUGUUAUUGUUUUUUUUGUUUUUUUUUUUUCAAGGAAGGUAGUUUGAUAGAUCAAGGAUAAAAAAAAAUAUAUAGGAAUUUCAGAUAGUUACAGGCAAGUUUGGAAAGCCAAAUAUUUUUAGUAAAGGUACCUACAUUUUUAAUUAUAUUUGAAACCUUUAAAGACUUUCGUUUAAGAAAAAAGAACAGAAAACCCCCUCCCCCUCCCAUUACCCAACCCCAACGUUGAAACAGAAUUUGAAAUAAAGUGACUUUU
Sardina pilchardus (European sardine) is the source of this 1782-nucleotide messenger RNA. It is a transcript of the gene mcrip1, whose product is annotated as MAPK regulated corepressor interacting protein 1. Lineage: Eukaryota; Metazoa; Chordata; Actinopteri; Clupeiformes; Clupeidae. The transcript has 5 exons. The record is from RefSeq and is a predicted model, not a curated record. Bases 197 to 490 code for a protein of 97 amino acids.